Molecule: messenger RNA, 874 nt
Organism: Boeremia exigua
Lineage: Eukaryota; Fungi; Ascomycota; Dothideomycetes; Pleosporales; Didymellaceae
Exons: 1
Coding region: 137-874 (245 amino acids)
Molecular function (GO): lyase activity
Source: RefSeq, a predicted model, not a curated record
AGUCAGCGUCCUUGAACAGCAAUCGAAUCCUUCUAAGGUUUCGGAUCCAUCCGAAGUCUAAUUGACUAUUGAAGUCGCCAUGCAGCACCUAGGAUAACCAAGAACUCUAUCUCACCAAAUCGAAAGCUUCAUCACCAUGCCAAACGGUACUCUCAGUCUAUCAAACGAUGGCAUCCCGACGUUCUCGCCACCUUAUCCAAGCGGCAAAAAUGUAUUUGAGGAUAUGAAAUCUGUUUUGAUUCAAUAUCGCGUCGCUGCAUCUGACAUACGCCAUCUCAUUCCCGAUGUUCUGGAGAUCGAAGACGAACCACUCAUGACCUGUGUCUUCAUUCAUUAUGGAACAAGUUCUGUUGGGUCAUACGAGGAAUAUGUCCUACAGGCAGAGGUCACCUUCAGAGGCCAACAAUACAACUACAACAUCGCCCUUAUCCUCGACAACGAGUCUGCAAUCUUUGCAGGCCGAGAAGUUUUUGGAUAUCCAAAGGUUUUCGGCAAAGUGCAUCUCCAAACAGCUACUGGAACGCGCUUGAUUCAGGGGACGGUGGAACGACCCGUAGGAACGCCAAUUGUGCAAUUCGAGUUCGUGCCAGAAGCAAAGGUCGAAAGUCUCCCGAAAUCGGACAGAUGGCAAUUGAACCUACGAAGCAUUCCUUCUCCAGUGCCUGCGAAAUCCGCGCCAAUCAGGGAACUGGUGCCUAUUUUCAUGGAGAUGCAUGUCAAGUCUGCUUGGAUUGGUAAAGGCAGCGUUCGCUUCAUGUCUGGGUCUUUGUUACACCCUUGGGCUGAUAUGAAAAUUCUGCGAUAUGAAGGAGCUUCCUUUACACAGAUUUCACACGCAGAGCUACGUACGGGUAGCGAGGUUUUCCCGCUCUGA